This is a messenger RNA of Rattus norvegicus (Norway rat), 1691 nucleotides long. RefSeq names its product serine (or cysteine) proteinase inhibitor, clade A, member 3C (gene Serpina3c). Lineage: Eukaryota; Metazoa; Chordata; Mammalia; Rodentia; Muridae. The record is from RefSeq and is a predicted model, not a curated record. Gene Ontology annotation, cellular component: extracellular region. Gene Ontology annotation, molecular function: serine-type endopeptidase inhibitor activity.
ACACCAGGGCACCCUGAACAUCAGGAGUCGGCAAACACAGAGGCUAGUAGCUGGCUGGUAUCACCUCUGCAGGUAAUGCCCAGAAUUCCUGCCUCCAGCCAGGAGGACAGAGAAGAUGGCCUUCAUUGCAGCUUUGGGGCUCUUGAUGGCAGGGAUCUGCCCUGCUGUCCUCUGUGAUGGCAUACUGGGAAGGGACACUCUACCCCAUGAAGACCAAGGCAAGGGGAGACAACUGCACAGUCUCACAUUGGCUUCCAUCAACACUGACUUCACAUUGAGCCUCUACAAGAAGCUGGCUUUGAGGAAUCCAGAUAAAAAUGUUGUCUUCUCCCCUCUUAGCAUCUCAGCUGCCUUGGCCAUUUUGUCUCUGGGAGCAAAAGACAGCACCAUGGAAGAGAUUCUAGAAGGUCUCAAGUUCAAUCUCACAGAGAUCACUGAGGAAGAAAUCCACCAGGGCUUUGGGCACCUCCUACAGAGGCUCAGCCAGCCAGAGGACCAGGCAGAGAUCAAUACAGGUAGUGCCCUGUUUAUUGACAAAGAGCAGCCGAUACUGUCAGAAUUCCAGGAGAAGACAAGGGCUCUGUACCAGGCUGAGGCCUUCGUAGCUGACUUCAAGCAGUGCAAUGAGGCCAAAAAGUUCAUCAAUGACUAUGUGAGCAAUCAGACCCAGGGGAAGAUCGCAGAACUGUUCUCAGACCUGGAUGAGAGGACAUCCAUGGUGCUGGUGAACUAUCUCCUCUUUAAAGGCAAAUGGAAGGUACCAUUUAACCCCAAUGACACAUUUGAGUCUGAGUUCUACUUGGAUGAGAAGAGGUCUGUGAAGGUGCCCAUGAUGAAAAUUAAGGAUCUCACCACACCCUAUGUCCGGGAUGAGGAGCUGUCCUGCUCUGUGCUGGAACUGAAGUACACAGGAAAUGCCAGCGCCCUGUUUAUCCUCCCUGACCAGGGCAAGAUGCAGCAGGUGGAAUCCAGCUUGCAACCAGAGACCCUGAAGAAGUGGAAGGACUCUCUGAGGCCCAGGAUUAUAAGUGAGCUUCGCAUGCCCAAGUUCUCCAUCUCCACAGACUACAACCUGGAGGAGGUCCUUCCAGAGCUGGGCAUUAGGAAAAUCUUCUCCCAGCAAGCUGAUCUGAGUAGGAUCACAGGGACCAAGAACCUGCAUGUCUCUCAGGUGGUCCACAAAGCUGUGCUGGAUGUGGAUGAGACAGGCACAGAAGGAGCCGCUGCCACAGCAGUCACAGCAGCCCUAAAAAGUUUACCGCAAACUGUACCUCUUCUGAAUUUCAACCGGCCAUUCAUGCUGGUUAUCACUGACAAUAAUGGUCAGUCUGUCUUCUUUAUGGGCAAAGUCACUAACCCCAUGUGAGUCUGAAGCUCCCCAAAAUCUGACAAUUCUGCCCAGGAUCCUGGAACAGAGCCUGGAUGCUGAUCUCUGUAUAUGCCCUGACAUACAUGCUCUGAUUGGCUAUUGCAAAGUUGGCUUAGACAGUGACAUCAACUAUCUCUAUGGCUCCCAUGUGCACUGGAGCCUUUGGAUUGUCAGUGUCAGGCACUUAGGACCCUUGGGAGCAUCUACACAUGUUUCUGAACUUGGAAUCUUUCUUUAUUCUUCUUCCCUGGUGACUCCUCUUUCUGUGUUCAUACCCCAAACCAAGCCAUUGAUAAGUCCCAGUAAAGGCUCUGAGAACAUC